This is a messenger RNA of Chaetura pelagica (chimney swift), 750 nucleotides long. RefSeq names its product growth arrest-specific 2 like 2 (gene GAS2L2). Gene Ontology annotation, cellular component: actin filament; microtubule plus-end; stress fiber. The transcript is spliced from 4 exons. Bases 1 to 750 code for a protein of 249 amino acids. Gene Ontology annotation, molecular function: microtubule binding; cytoskeletal adaptor activity; actin filament binding. Gene Ontology annotation, biological process: actin crosslink formation; microtubule bundle formation; protein localization to microtubule plus-end. The record is from RefSeq and is a predicted model, not a curated record. NCBI's taxonomy places the organism in Eukaryota, Metazoa, Chordata, Aves, Apodiformes, Apodidae.
AUGUGGGGCACGCCGGGCAGCGCGGCGCGGAGCAUCCGCCCCUACCAGUCCAGCCAGCAGUACCUCUACGCCGUGAAGGAGGACCUGGCCGAGUGGCUGAAGGAGCUGUAUGACCUAGACAUCGAGGUGGGCACCUUCUUGGAGGUGCUGGAGACAGGGGCCGUGCUCUGCUCCCACGCCAACAACAUCACCCACGUGGCCCAGGAGUUCUCCCGUGCCUGCCCUGGCAGGGCCCGGCACCUCCACCUGCCCGCGGCCGGCGUCACCUGCAACCUGGCGGCACAGCCGGGCACCUUCCAGGCCAGGGACAAUGUCUCCAACUUCAUCCAGUGGUGCAGGAAGGAGAUGGAUAUCAAAGAUGUCCUGAUGUUUGAGACAGAGGACCUGGUGCUGAGGAAGAACGAGGAGAAGUUUGUGCUGUGCCUGCUGGAGCUGGCGCGCCGCGCUGCCCGCUUCGGCAUGUGUGCCCCGACCCUCGUGCAGAUGGAGGAGGAGAUUGAGGAGGAGUUACGGGAGGAGAUGGACCUGCCAACCAUGGACACCCCCCCGCCCCCGCCCCCCAGGAAACUGCGGGACCUCCACAACCUCGACCAGAUGGUCCAGCACCUGGUGAGCCGCUGUACCUGCCCUGUCCAGUUCCCCAUGAUCAAGAUAUCUGAAGGGAAAUACCGUGUGGGUGACUCUGACACCCUCAUCUUUGUCCGUGCUGCUGAAAAAGAGGUGGGGGUGCCCAGGGGGUCCCGCGGGUGA